GGGGAAAAAAAUAAGAGACCCCUUUUUGGGGGCGGUAUUGGAGGAAAGGUAUAAAUUGCUUCUCAGUUAAUUUGAUUCACCAUGGCUCUCCUCAGUGACCUGACAGGUCUGCUACCAACACAAAUAUUUUACUUUAUUUUGACUUUUUUCCCCUAAUGAGACAAGACUUAGUUAUGCUUUAUUUCCACUUAAAAUAUCUGUGACCAAUGAGGACAGCCCAAUUCCAUGAAAAAAUCAUAACAAAUUGAGAUUAUAGGUAUUAUUUUUGAAAUCAAAUUGUGAUUUGAGGUGUUCAUUGGCCUUUUCAGGCCUUUUUGUGAAUCACUCUGUGGGGGAUUUUCUUGGACCUGAACUUGGCCAGCUUAAUGUCAGAACCAGGUCGUCAUCAUAAAUAGAAGCAGCUGCAGGAAAAAAAAAAUACAUAAAAUUCUCCCUUCUGGUUGACUCUGCUCUGCAUCCAGUUCAAAGCCAGGGAUGAGUAGGCUCCUCUUUCCACCACCCCAGUCUACACCUGAACGUUUGUUUCUGUAAAAUGUGACUUGUCUGUUGCCCACCUUCGCAUUCCCGUCUCCUCCUUCCAAGAAGGAAGUGAGGCUCAGCACUGAUGCACAAGAAGAGACUUUUGGCAUCGCCCAUGCUAAUUUCAUCACUUCAAGGAGAAAACGAUGCCUGCUUCCAAUUUCUAACACUCUCAUCAUUUCCUCUUCAUUUCAUUCUUUUGCAUUUUACGGACAGUACUGCAGUCUGCAAGCCUGCAAAAUAUAUUGCAUUGGCUACCUGAGAAAUGUAAUCCCUUCCUGCAACCUGCCUUUCCCUUCUUCCUGACAAAGCGCUUUUUAGUGUCUCAGUGUUCACAGAAAAGGCAAAGGUUCUCUCCCCCAACCCUUAUUCUGCCUUGGGCUCCCCGCACAGCGCGGGUGCUGAGGGGCUGGUGAGAAUGGAGUUUUGCUUUUGUUAAGUUUGCCAUUCAGACACAUUAGUGAAUUGAUCAUACUUGGGAGGUUUAAUCCUUAAUUGCAAAUUCCCGCACGAUCACAAAACAUACACUUGAACUGAUCAUAAAAAUGGCAAAACCCCAAUAUCAGACUUAAGUGUAGAAUUGCCAUAGUGCUGAUUUGAUUAUGCUUCAGUGACAUCUGUUUAAUAGAUUUCCACAAGAACUGUAAAUCCACAUUUACUUUCUUUGCAAAUUGUGUUUGAAUGCUGAGCAACCACAGCCCUCUAGCAUCUUCCCCUCCCUAGCCAUGUAUGUGCUCAACCCCCAUUCCUGUGGAGGGUGACUUGAUGUAUAAGUGGGAAGGGGACACAAUGCUGAGUUUUACACAUUUACCUCCUAUUUCCUUUUGUGUGUGGGUAUGUCUGUGUGCAUGUUUGAAACAGAUCUGAACAGCUUACCAUUUCAACUCCAUAGAUACGUGACUCUCCAAGUGCUUUAUUUUGAAAACUAGGACGUAGCACUUUGCAGAAGAAAAAUCAGUCCACUUGCUAUUGUUUAUGUGAUCGCUGAUCUGCUAGAUGGAUAUAGAAAGCACCAAGAAUUAUAAUAAUUUAUGGAGUGGAGCACUGGUUUACAAAUAUAUUUCUCUGCCCGAGCUUUGUGGGUUUCUUUGCGUCUCGGGGCUCGUUCCGUGCAAUGGGAACGGAGAAUAUUCAGAAUCUGAAGACGGGCCCGGCGAGCCGACUGCAUUCAUAGCUAAAAUUAAAGGAAUAAGUGAGCAGCUAUUUGUGGCAGACAGGACAUGAUCCAUCUGUUUCCAGGUCUGGCGGGGGGCCGGGCUGCGGUGGCGGCAGCGGUGGGAGAUGCCGGGGCGGCCAGCGGAGGUCCAUGUGGCGCUCUAGGUGGGAUGCCGGCGUCCUGAAGGCGGAGGCCCUGGCCCUCCUCCCCUGUGGCCUGGGCAUGGCAUUCUCCCAGUCCCACGUGAUGGCCGCUCGGCGGCACCAGCACAGCCGGCUCAUCAUCGAGGUGGACGAGUACAGCUCCAACCCCACCCAGGCCUUCACCUUCUACAACAUCAACCAGGGCCGCUUCCAGCCACCGCAUGUGCAGAUGGUGGACCCGGUGCCUCAUGAUGCCCCCAAGCCUCCGGGCUACACCCGCUUUGUCUGCGUCUCUGACACCCACUCCAGGACGGACCCCAUCCAGAUGCCGUACGGCGACGUGCUGAUCCACGCUGGGGACUUCACCGAGCUGGGGCUCCCGAGCGAGGUGAAGAAGUUCAACGAGUGGCUGGGCAGCCUGCCCUACGAGUACAAGAUCGUGAUCGCAGGCAACCACGAGCUGACCUUUGACCAGGAGUUCAUGGCUGACCUCAUCAAGCAGGACUUUUACUACUUCCCAUCUGUGUCGAAGCUGAAGCCGGAGAACUAUGAGAAUGUGCAGUCGCUGCUGACCAACUGCAUCUACCUUCAGGACUCGGAGGUCACCGUGCGGGGCUUCCGGAUCUACGGCUCCCCAUGGGUAUGGUGUCAUGGCAGAUGGGACGACCACCUAUGUGAAUGCGUCCGUAUGCACUGUGAACUACCAGCCCGUGAACCCGCCCAUAGUCAUCGACCUCCCCACACCCCGGAACUCCUGACUGAUCCCCACUGCCCCAGUCCUGCCCAUUUGUGCCAGCUCCAUAGGCCUGGUCCGGCCACCGUUCCUUCUAUACUGAGUUGCCUGGACGACCCACUUGGCUGCGGGGACUGGCCUAGCAGGCGGGUCAGGGCCUUGAAACAACUCUUCAGCCUUCUGUCACCUGGAGUUGGGACCCUGCGCAUCCCCAUCAGGGGUUCUGUGCUCAUUUACUUUUUCUGCGUGUACAUCCUGCGUGUACCUCGUUAAAGGACCUACUAAGCUCAUGGCCCUGUCAUGUUUGGGAAAUGACUGAAUCUUCAUUCUUCUCCCUUGGACGCCCUCCUGGUUUGGGAAGCUGCUGCUCUUCAAUGGGUUUUGGAAGUUAUACAAAAUCUCCCUUUAACCAUGGGUCUGUGUGGUGGCAUGCCCCUGUGUUAGGGGUGGGUGGGAGGAUUCGUGGGCUACACACAGACAGUCCUUGCUCUCCUCCCAAGUGAGGGAGGAGACAGGCCCAAGAAGGAGGCCCUCCGAAGGAGCAUUUAGGGACAUCUCAGGAAUUCAGACCACACCUGGCCAGGCCCACAGCAGUUUGCCUGGCAUUAUUCCCGUCUUCUUCUUCCUGUAGGCAUUUUUGUUGACGUGAACAAUGGCCUGAGUGUUCUAGGCAUUCACUCGGCACCUAGAUGAUGGGGGCUGCUUCUGCAGAAUGAGCCGCUGGCGUGCGUGCCCAGGACCAGCUAGAGGGUUCCCAGUCAUGGGGGGAUGACCCUUGGUCCCACGGGGAACACGCUGCUCUGCAGAACUCGGUAGCCUGGAUGGAGGGUCUGCAGGCUUAGGCUGCAGCAGGCCUACCAUGGGUGUGAACCCAUGUCCAGGCACGCACUGACACACAUGUACGCACGUACCCCUCUUAACUGAACCAAGCGGGUCCUGUGUUUCUCUUUGCUGCCCCGCAGUGAGGUUUUGUUCCUUGGUGUGGCUUCCCUUGCACCGUUAGGAUUCUGUCUGGCAUGCCUGCAGCUGAGGAAGCUAAAAGGGCUCAAAAUCCUCAUCCCAGGACCAGCCAGCCCCGUGAACGGGAGGGUGGCACAGGGACAGAGCAGGCCUCAGGCUUCAGCAGCCCCACUUUGGACAGCUUCUUUUUCUUCUUUGAAUUAGGACUGGAGGGAGUGGGGGCAGGAUGGUGGUGGGAACUGGUAGGGCUUAGAUGAGGGGCAGGCAGUUAGGCAGAAAUGGCAAGUUCAGGGUCAGAUUCUGUCUUUAUUUAAUAUUUUGUUCAUCAUGGACUUUUUUUGCAUUGAUUUUUAUUUUUAACAUUGCGUUAAAGUAGUAUUAUUUGUCCUGAUUGGUGAUUUUUUUUGCACCCCCUUUACGUUGUUCCUCUGAGAGGAGGGUGCCACUCCCUCACCCAGGUCCCAGCCCUGGAAACCAGCCUACCGUGAGCCCCUUUGCAGAUAUAGUCUCAUUUCAUCCUCAGAUGGUCCUUCAAGGUAGGUACUUUAUUCCCCAUUUUAAACAUGAGACAAUUGAGGCCAGAGGGGUGUGGCAACUUGCCUGGGGGCUCACAGCACAAAAGGAGCAGAGGCAGGAUCUGACCCUUGUUCUCUGACCUCACUGCCCUCACUUUGCCAUGACCUGAAGUUAUGUCCCUACAAAGCAAUGCAUGGUCCAAGGCUCUUUUGAUUGUAAUUUUGUUUUUAAGGGUCCUGUUCUAAACUGGUCUGAGCUCUGAGGAGUCCUGAACCCUGGGUGCAGCAUCCUAGCAUGCUGGGAGUCCUUUUCUGCCCACGCUGAGCUGGGCUUCUCGAGGGCUGGGGCUGCUGUCCCUGGAAGCCUGGCAGCAGCACUGUGUCUGAUUGGCUGAAGCUGAGCGCCGUGGGGUGUAGGGCUCCAGGAAUCCCAUUUGGCUGAAGGGGUUCCUGUAGCCGGGGAUGUUUACGAGGUCUCUCUGAUGCCCCAGGCGCGGGACAUGUGUGCGGUGGAGAAAAGCAAGCCCUUUCAGUGCCAGCUCCACUCAAUUUCUGUGUGGACCAAGAACUAUAAACUUAAAAAAUUUUUUUUCCUAAGGUAUCUUCAGAAUAUGGUGUAUUUUUAUGUGGAAAAGAAAAGUUAUGAAGGCAGCUGUUACUUUAAGAGAAAAUUCAUUAAAAGUCCUCGAGAUAUGAAGAUGA
Messenger RNA from Macaca mulatta (Rhesus monkey), 4728 nucleotides. The record is from RefSeq and is a predicted model, not a curated record. NCBI's taxonomy places the organism in Eukaryota, Metazoa, Chordata, Mammalia, Primates, Cercopithecidae.